AUGUACCGGAGAAUACAUUUUUUCAUAUCUAUCUAUCUAUCUAUCUAUCUAUCUAUCUAUCUAUCUAUCUAUCUAUCCCACCUUUAUCAAUCUAUCUGUAUAUCUAUCCUUUCUUUCCCCACCUUUAUCUAUCUAUCUAUCUAUCUAUCUAUGUGGAUGUUAUCAUUCGGCAACGAAAGCUUCGUAGAGAGGCGUUUUCCAUGCGUGCCAGUUUCGACCUUUUCCCCCUGUUUCUCUGUUGGUGGCCAACGGGUUUCUUACUCGCAGAUAAGUAAUAAACAGACCAUCCAAUUCUCGCCCUGCACGAAACCAUUGACAGAAAGUCUUUUUUUUCUCUCUGAAUGCACUUCGUUCUCUCUUUCUCACCCUCGCUCCAAAAAAAUGUCGAAAAUCCUGGUUAUUUUCUUUUAUCUAUCUAUCUAUCUAUCUAUCUAUCUAUCUAUCUAUCUAUCUAUCUAUCUCUUAAAUGCAUUAAAGGCUAGCUACUCUUUACAUAAACCUGCCAUUGAAGUGGAUCAAGCCGAGACUUUUCACAUUACCACUCGUCUAUUCUUUUCUCUCUCUAUUCUUUCUCUCUCUCUCUCUCUCUCUCUCUCUCUCUCUCUCUCUCUCUCUCUCUCUCUCUUGUUCAUUUCUCUCUCAUUCAUAACCUUUCUCCCUUCUUCCCCCCCCUCUCUCUCUCUAUCCAAAAUCAUAUUAUCUUUGCAGACAUGA
Molecule: messenger RNA, 714 nt
Organism: Acanthosepion pharaonis
Lineage: Eukaryota; Metazoa; Mollusca; Cephalopoda; Sepiida; Sepiidae
Source: the annotation of a GenBank genome assembly